This is a messenger RNA of Cutaneotrichosporon oleaginosum, 3506 nucleotides long. RefSeq lists its product as uncharacterized. The record is from RefSeq and is a predicted model, not a curated record. NCBI's taxonomy places the organism in Eukaryota, Fungi, Basidiomycota, Tremellomycetes, Trichosporonales, Trichosporonaceae. Gene Ontology annotation, molecular function: GTPase binding.
CAUCAUCGCUCUGAUCUGAUCUCGGACCACGGCCGCCGUCCAACCCACUCCGCUCCGCGCACACCUCCGCUCCGCUCGUCUCCCCGCCCCCCGCGAUCGGCGCCACGCGAGUGCCCAUCCGACGAACCCGGCCACCCCGGCCAGACAAACAAUCUCAGCUUCACCCAUCACUCCCGCCUGAUCUCUGCAUCACCCCAACUCCACGCCCGUGGACCGCAAGCCAGCACUCGCUGCAACGCCUGGCCAACGAACUACCAUGACGGCCGCGAGCGCCGCUCUGCUCCCGGCCCCACUUCUUUCGCCCACGCCGGCGUCGGUAUCGUCCCUCCUCGAGAGCGCGGACGACGCCCGCGCCCAUCUCAUACUCGGGCAUGCGCUGCGGUACGCCGUCUCGCACUCGGACGUCGACCUCCUCGGCUGGCUCUCGGGUUUGCAGGGGCAAGGAGCCGAUGUCCUAGACGAAGAGGUCGCCACACUGGAGGACGACGACGGGUGGGGUGUCGUCGGCAUGGCGAUCCAGAGCUCGUGUGGCCAAAGCGAGAAAGAGGAGGCCGUGAGAUUGGUCGUCGGGCGAUGGGGUGUCGACGCCGGGCCUCGCGCCGGUCGAGACCGACAUGGUUGGAGUCCACUCCACCUCGCGGCGCUGCUCUCGUCCCCGCAGACCGUGUCGGUGCUGCUCAACCGCGGAGCAUCGCUGUCCGCCGUCAACGAUGCCGGCUUCACCCCUUUCGACCUCGUGACGGGCAUGGACGGGCGCGACGACCUCGCCCUCCUGCUCGACCCAUGGGCGGGAGGCACGCCGCGCACGCCCCCGUCGCCGUCGUCAUCGGACGACGCGUCGAGGAUUGACCCCGAGCGCCGAGCACAGAUCCAACGACGAAGGAUACGCGUCGCCACCCGCGCAGAACGAGCACGAAGGAGACGAGAAGCAGCGGGGGCGGCCGCCGAGCGCGAGCGCUGGGUACGCGCGCGCGCCAAGCACAUCGGGGUGGACCCCACAGUGCUGUUCCCACCAAACCGGCCUGGAGAGGAAGAAGAAGAGGAAGAGGAGGAGGAUGACGAGAUGGAAGUGGACGAGGUGCUGGGUGGUCUGCCUGGCGAUGUGCGCGCAAAGGUGGACAUGGACGCGUCGCUUCUCGUCUUCUCUCUCCACCAGCUGCCCGUGCUGUUCGAUGUGUACAUCACCUCGUACCCCCCAGUAUGUCAACCACGGACAAGACGUGCACUCCCCGCCAACGCACUGUACUUGUACGCCCGGUUCGCCCACUACCGCUGCGACGAGACGUGGCUCGAGGAGUUGUUGUGGGGCGCAGUUGAGGCCAUCGAGGGUGUCGUUUAUGGGAAUUCAGAGGACCUGGCGUCACUCGCCUUCUGGGAGUAUAACCUCACGCUGCUGUUGUAUCUUCUGCGGUCAGAUACGGACCUGGCCGAGGCGUGUAUGUCUGCUGGCGACGACUUGCUCGUAAACUUUGAGGAACUGAUAAAUGCCAUUCAUGUGUUCAUUAUACGCAUCGCCGAGCGCAAAAUCGACGAGAUUUUGGAACCAGCAAUGCUCGACUUCGAGGCGCUGGAAGACUUUGACGGCGUGCGCUUCGCCGACGAGUGGAAUAUAUUCCGCUCGUUUGGGAGGAAGACGGCGGACAAGCGCGAGACUCCCCUGGCGGCAGCAGUGUUCAGCCCCCCCACGACACCGUCUAAGAGGGGAGACGGUGUCGAGUCACCACUACGCACACAUCAGCGCUCGAUGUCGCGACCAACGUCUAUACAGGAUUUGAGAGCCACUGUGGUGGCCGCCAAGGCCGAGGCCAAGGAGGUCAUAGCCAACGGCAUCGGCAAGGCCCAGGCCGUGCUAGGCGAUAAGCCCAGCCCGCGCAAGGUCGCCGACAUUCUCACUAGCGUUCUGCUCAUUCUCCAAUUAUAUGAGGUCAACCCCGCGUUCAAUGUGCAGGUGUUUUCGCAGACCUUCUUCUGGAUCUCGAGCGAAUUAUUCAACCGCAUCAUCACGCGCCGCAAGUACCUUUGCCGGACCAAGGCCGUGCAGAUCCGGAUGAACAUCACGGCGCUUGAAGACUGGACGCGCGCCAACGGACUCCCGCCACACAUCGCCAGCCGCCACUUCGUGCCCAUCAUGCAGCUGCUCCAGUGGUUGCAGUGCGCCUCGCAGAUCAAGGAGUUCGACAUGUUGAUAGGCACAGUACAGAACCUGCGCUCUCUCAACCCUCUCCAAAUGCGCCGCGCCGUCCGCGACUAUCGCUACGAGGUCAACGAGGGGCGCAUGGCUGACGACUGCAACCAGUAUCUGCUGCAGCUCGUGCGCGACUGGGAGCAGCGGCGAGUGCACAUAAGCGUACAGCAGGCUGAGGACUCUGAGACUCCGACUGCAGCGAGCCGGGACGACCACGCCAUGCCGAUCGAAGCCCUGUUUGACGGCUCUGUAUCUCUCGCCGAGUGGAUGCCCGAGACUGGGCCGGAGGCAAUAGGCGAGCUGCUCGAUAGCCGGCACAUGCUGCCUUUCUUGAUCCCCCAAGACACAGAGUUCCUCCUCGCGCGGCCACCAGCGGACGCGGCAUUCUCUAACCUCAUGACGGAGAAGCCACCUUUGCCAGAUGGUUCGAUUCCCAGCCGUCCACUGUCCGUCGCCAGCUACACGUCCACCAAACCGAUGGGCUGGGAAGCACCUACGAAGAGGGAGAUCUCAAAGUUGCCAGAAGACUUUUUCUCAUGGAUGAAGCAAAGACAGCACGCCGCGCAGCUCACAAGAGACGCGACGAGACAGCGCGAAGACACGAGCCGCAUGCGCGACGACACAACUCCGGGACCCCCUGUAGUACCACCUAAAGCGGCAGCGCGGAACAGUCCAGAGACAGCCGCGGUGUCCACCCCUGUAAGGGUUCCUGAUCCCCAGGGGCCAGCGACGCCGUCGACUCCGCUCGGGUCUGUUGCCGAGGAUCGCGAGGUGACGCCGAACGCCGGACAGCGAAUGAGUGCGACGGAUCGCAUGGCGCGCGUGGUUGCGCACGCUUUCGUCAACAGUCCACGCACACCUCUGCCCCAGCAGUCGGUGCAAAUUACGCCCGCGGAGAGAGGCCUGGCACGUCGCGCAUCGCAAGAGCUGCGUUCGUCUGACAAGCCUGUGCCCGCGCGGGAGAGCAUAGAGCUGCGCUCUUCGUCGUCGCUGUCCAACAGGUCAAUGGGCGAAGCACACCAAGGCUCACCGCACUAUGAGCUGGGGCGGCACAGGCGCGAGAACGGGUCGAUCUCUAGUAUUUCAAGCGUGUCCUCUUCGCCGGAGAAGAAGCGAUGGUGGCCGCAAAUGGCGAUGCCGAAGCAGUCGCCUCGCGUAGUCAGCAGUGCGAGCGACGACAUUCCCCUGCAGCACCUCAAAGACGAUGUGGUGCCUCUCGGCAGACUGAAGAGCGGCCGGCAGGACUCAGCAGACACGAUCCGCGCGCGCGACGAGAUGCGCGCCUAGACUGAUAGAUCCAUGCAUGCAGUUAAGGCGUGGG